UGUGAGCGCAGGUUCGCGGAGCGGUCGGGCGUGUUCUCCGCUCGCCGCCGCCGCCGCCCGACCCGACGGCGGAGCCAGCGAGUGACCCCCGCGGCGCCCUCCCGCACCGGAUCGCUCCUCGCUGGGGCGGGACCUGGCCCGCAGGUCCUGGUCACUAUGAGUGAAACAUCCUUCAACCUAAUAUCAGAAAAAUGUGACAUCCUAUCAAUUCUCCGGGAUCACCCUGAAAACAGGAUUUACCAGAGGAAGAUCCAGGAGCUCAGCAAAAGGUUCACCGCGAUCCGCAAGACCAAGGGAGACGGGAACUGCUUCUACCGCGCCCUGGGCUACUCCUACUUGGAGUCGCUGCUGGGGAAGAGCCGAGAGAUCCUCAAGUUCAAAGAACACGUACUGCAGACCCCGAACGACCUUCUGGCCGCUGGCUUUGAGGAGCACAAGUUCCGAAACUUCUUUAACGCUUUCUACAGUGUGGUGGAGCUGGUGGAGAAGGACGGCUCCGUGUCCAGCCUGCUCAAGGUGUUCAAUGACCAGAGCUCCUCGGACCGCAUCGUGCAGUUCUUGCGUCUGCUGACCUCGGCCUUCAUCAAGAACCGCGCAGACUUCUUCCGACACUUCAUCGACGAGGAGAUGGACAUCAAAGACUUCUGCACUCACGAAGUGGAGCCCAUGGCCAUGGAGUGUGACCACAUCCAGAUCACGGCCCUGUCCCAGGCGCUGAACAUCGCCCUGCAGGUGGAGUACGUGGACGAGAUGGACACAGCCCUGAACCACCACGUGUUCCCCGAGGCGGCCAGCCCUUCCGUUUACCUGCUCUAUAAAACAUCCCACUACAACAUCCUUUACGCAGCUGAUAAACGUUGAUUACUUCUAGGCCACGCAGUGGCGCCUGUCACCUGCCUAACGGGACUGCAUUCUGAACGGAACAUUCUGGCUUUUCCAUUUUUUAAGCGAUUUAGACUGUAGUUAGAGAACGUACAGCUUUCUGGGCAAAGCCACUGGGAAUGAGGCCUGCUCACCACGGACUGUGAUGCCUUGGCGACGUUUUGUCAUUCACUGUCAAGGAAGAGUGGAUGCUUCCAAGCUCUGACUCGGAAGCCAGAACCUUCUUUCAGCUCCUAGUUCCCUGGGACCCGGGGAGCCAUCUCCCUUCUCUGGGCUGGCCUGUCACAUGGAAGAGGUUCCUGACUGUUGCAUAAAAAAUGAGGUCCCCUGAUUUCUUGUCACCGGAGGCACCUGCCUCUGUGUACAGGAGAAAAAGUCAAGUAUGGUGACUAUAAAACAACAACAAAAAAAAACCAAGUCCAAGCUGUUGGACUGAACUUUGGCGGCUGGCUGACUUUGGUGGCCAGUUGAAGCCCUCUUGAAAAUGAGGGUUUCAGCGUGGUUCCAAACAUACGUGAUGAUGUUUCCUUACCUCUGGGUGAUCUGAGGAAAGAGACUCGCGACUCGCUGAUGCCGAGGCCUUUCUAGAAAGGGGCCUUCUGCAUGAAGACUGUGCCGCUGCUGACAGCCCGCUACCUCUCAGAACACCUGCUGUUGGGGGGUUGUCCUUUAGGGCGCUGUCAUCAGCCCCACCUGCAGCCAGGCUUAGCAGGACGAGGGUCUGGGCCCCACCAGGUCCUCCCAGUUAAGAAACCGACACCUGCACAGACCCAGGUGAACACAACGGGUAUUUUGCAAUAUCCUCUACCCGCACAUCCCCCUCCUCCCAGCGUAUGUGCUGUGACAGGUCUGCUGGCAAAGGCCAGAGGUAAGAUGAAAAAAAUAGCCAGGCGGGAGGUUUCCUUUGUAGAAAUGACCUGGCAGCCCAAAGCCUGGGCCGUGACCUCCUCAGUCACUCACCUGGACGGUGCUCCUUAAUAAGCUCCCCACCUGGAUAGUCCAGGAAGCCCAAGAGCCCCGACUAGCCGGGGCCACUUCUAGCGAGCUCCUUCGCUCUGCAGAAACGGAGCACGUGGGGGUGCGAAGGUGCCCUAUGGGCAGCGUCAUCACAGCUCUUCCCACGGGCUUGCCAGGGACGUAUUACAAUCUCUGGUGCUGCGGUGCCAGUCUGGGCACCAGCUGCGGAGUCCCUGAACACAAACACUGGACUUCUAGCACUCUUCUGCCUUCACGAACACGGUCCUCAGGGUGAUGAGGUAGGACGCAGUUUUUCACUCUGCCCACAUCUCACACUUGGAUCCAGGAGCACAGGCUAAGGGACUGCCACUUUCCCAAGAACAUAAAGAUGACCAGAUCUCUAAACUGUGGCCUGCCCUGCUCUGGACAGGAGCGUUGGGUCCCGUGGUAAGUGUACUGGAACAGGUGGGGGGAAAUACGAAAUGCUACCAGAAUAACCCCGUUUCUAAACUGCAGCGCUGUUUAGAAACGGAGCGUGCCAGCGGAGCACGCUCUCAGGGCAGCUUCACUCUGGUAGACCUCCCAAGAGAUUCUUCUCUGAAAUGUGCCUAGGCGGUGCUCCAUGCCUACAGUGCUCAUAGGGGACCCUCUUCCCAGGGAAAGUCUUACCAGCUUAUAAUCAGGAGUCCAGGCAAGGCAGGCCGAGGUAUUCCUACGGUCUUACCCUCUGCUUUCCCCUCUACAAACCCACUGGCCAGUCCACUGCCCCCGGCUGUUGUCCCCUAGAGGAAGUACUAGGGAAAAAAGGCGUGCCAGACUUUAGCGCAAUUUCGGUAUAAAUGGUUCAAAGCCAGAAAUUCAUGGAAGUUAACUUGUUUACAGAAGCUGGUCACAAUGCCAGCAAGCUUUUCACCCCUCUUUCCAGAUCGAAGGCUGGAAGGGAUGUUGGUCUAACAGCACAUCUCCCCAACUGCACACUUACUACUUUCUUUCCAAAGGGAAUUUAUAGAUCAAUGUGAAUAUUUAGCACCAAAGGGGAAAUAAA
Molecule: messenger RNA, 2884 nt
Organism: Sorex araneus (European shrew)
Lineage: Eukaryota; Metazoa; Chordata; Mammalia; Eulipotyphla; Soricidae
Gene: OTUB2
Product: OTU deubiquitinase, ubiquitin aldehyde binding 2
Exons: 6
Coding region: 157-861 (234 amino acids)
Biological process (GO): negative regulation of double-strand break repair; protein K48-linked deubiquitination
Cellular component (GO): nucleus
Molecular function (GO): ubiquitin binding; cysteine-type deubiquitinase activity
Source: RefSeq, a predicted model, not a curated record